Messenger RNA from Darwinula stevensoni, 2463 nucleotides. NCBI's taxonomy places the organism in Eukaryota, Metazoa, Arthropoda, Ostracoda, Podocopida, Darwinulidae. The record is from the annotation of a GenBank genome assembly.
AUGCGUGUCAUCGUUGUUCUGGCACUGAAGCAGCGCGACUGUCUGGCUUUCCAGGAUCCAGCGAGGGUCUUCAUCAAUAACAUAAUCGUGAGAUUCCAUUCCGGCUUGGAGCUGGACGGCGACGAGGUGAAGACGAUCAUCUGCAAGUACCCCGAGCCGCGAGCCCCGCCUCCCGUCGCCCCCGUUCCCCUAAUUCCGCCAGAACCUCCAGCGGCUGUCGUGCCUCCUCCAGCGUCGUUGGGAGAAGUGGAAAUCCUGAUGAUUAUUUGUGCCAUCUUGUUCUUGGCCUUCCUCCUCCUGGGAAUGGGUUGCUCCUAUUACUGCCUGAAACGUCGAAACAUCAAGAUCAUCAGGCGGAAAAGCCCCUCCACGAUUCCUGGAUCGGAGAUCACCAAGCUGUCGGAGAGCUUGUUCGAAAAUCUCAAGAUCCCUCGGGCUCAUGCUGCAAGCACCUCGGGAAGCGAGGCGAAUCUGGUCAGCACGGAAGAGACCAUCCCGAGCGACUACCCAUCGGAAUCUCCCAGCUCCUUGCAUUCGGAGGUGGAAGACGUGGAUACUCGCAGUUUGAAGAGGGAGAGCUCCGUUAGCUCUCAGUCUCUGAGGGAGUUGUCCAGCGUCUACUCAGAUGCCCAUUUGGCCAUCGACCAAGAGCUCGUCACGGCCCCGAUCUUGCAUAGGCUUCCGCGACCGGAAUUCGAUGUUGCCGUGCGGAUCAAGAAGGCCCCUAAGGUCCCGGAUUCGAAGUUGGAGCAGAUGAAGGCUCAGGAAAGGACCCUGACCACGAUCCUCGAGAGGGAAGAGUCCCGGCGCUCCGACGACAUCGAACACGGCCUGGCAGAAAUGAUCGAAGUCCCGGAUUCGUUGCUUCCACCAGCCAAGAAGAGAGCCGGCCCUCCUCCAGUCCAGGCCAAGAUCAGAAAGAGGCAGUUGGAGACGGCAUACGAGGAACGGGACGAAACCGCCUCGGAAGUUUCAGACGCCCCCCCGCAACGCACUAAGUCCCUGAGCAGCUUGAACACGGAGAUCACUGACACACGGUCCGUCACGGAAAUGAUGACUGAACAAGGUAGGGUGUACGAGCCACCGCCGCCACCCUCGGAAUAUACCAGCGAAGCCAGGUCAGUUUCGGACAUGGAAAUGGAAGGGGCCGUCGUACCACGACCUCCCCAAAUAUCCAAACACAUCGUAGACGACCGUUACCUGACCACGAUCACCGAAACGAAGACCUACGAAGAUCUGAUGAGACAUUCCCGGGAGACGAAAGAAUUGCACACGAAGCCGAAACCUCUUCCACCCAAUUGGGACGUGAUCAUUCGCAACUAUCCCGCUCCUCAACUCACAAACAGCGAGAGAGAAAGUUCUCUCUCCGAUUGGGAGAAGUUCUCCGAGCCGGAGUCCAUGGCGACCACCAGAUAUUCCGAACCCGGGUCCGAGAGACCGCGAUCCAUGUUCGAUACCACGGAGGAGACGACCUAUCAGACGACCCUGGAAGUCCAGAGAGAAGACCAGAGGAUCUCCAACUGGGAGGUCCUCGUCAGAGUCCUCUCGCCUCCCCCGAUGGAAGUGACCGCAGACUUGGGAGAGCCGGUGCUGACGGACGACGACCGCGAGAAAUGGAGACGAAUCAUCACCACAGAAUCCACGCUGAGAACUCUUCUGACGGAGGCAACCGUUCGAGAGGACUUCGAGAGGAUCCGACAAGAUCAAAGAUACGAAAAGCUAUUCGAACCGAGGAAAUGGGAUGUAAUCAUCAGAGUCCUGAAUCCGCCCGAAGAAGACAGGAAAUCCGAUGGAUCCGAUUCCUCUUAUCAUCCCCGCUACCGGAAGAAGUCAGACGUGAGCAGCAGGCGCAGCGUGCCCAGUGAAUACGACUCCGAGACUGCGCCUAGUCGAGGGCCCGGAUCCACGAGAUCCCGCCGCACGUCUAGGUCCAGUCUGGGCCUGGAAAACGACCUUCGUUCCAUGACAGAGGAGACCGUGACGGACUUCGCCCGAUCGGACAUGGAUAGCUACAGCGAAGCCAGCGGGCACACAUCCCGACACCCGAGAAGCAUGGCCGAGAGAUCCACGUCGGAAUUCACGGACAAAGUCCAAGUCCUCGACGAGGAUCAGCUGAGCUCCUGGUCCCGCCCCAAGCGAUCCAGUCGAGCCGAGAGCCAAAGAUCGCUGGAGCGAGGGAUGUCGGAAUUCGCAGAAGAUUGGGCCGCCCACCCAGAAUCAGACAAGGAGAGUUUCUAUUCCAGUUCCAGCCUGGGUCGAGACGGCGCUCUCGUCCCGGCGUCCGGCCCCCCACCCCCACCCAUUCCCUCCCACGAGGGCGAACACCACGCCCAGGCCGCCGGCUACCGAGCCGUCCAGAUGAGAUCCGCCGUGGCUUCCCGGGAUGAUGGAUCCACCCAACUCCACGCCGCCUCGUAUCGCGGAGUCUCUCAAUGGAUGGAAGAGUAUCACUCUCAUCGAUGA